AUGGGACCUGUGAGGCUUCAGCUCUUGGUCGUCUGCGUGGCAUGCGCCAUCUGCAUGCUCUGUUUUGCCCAGGAUCAGGAGUCAGCUGUCCAUGCUAAGACCGGUGGAGCGGCAGAAUUAGGGUGCAGCCUGUCCCUGCCGACCCCACCCCUCCUCCCACUGCAUGUGGUGGAGUGGGUGCGGCGGGACUUUGAUGUCCCGGUCCUCAUCAAGUUUGGACCGUACGCCCCCCGCGUGCAUCCCAGUUUCGAGCACCGCGUGUCUCUGUCCCGUGACGCCGGCCUGCGGGUGCAGCCGGUGCAGCUGCUGGACGAGGGCUGGUUUGAGUGUCGGAUCCUGCGACUGAACAGAACCACAGCCGGGUCUGUUAAUGGGACCUGGACCUUCCUGUCUGUCUCAGCUCCGCCCAAGUUCACAAAGACCCCACCCCCUGUCAUCCAAGUCAUGCAAGGUGAUUCGCUGGGCCUUACCUGCGCUGCACAAGGCAACCCUCAUCCAACCAUAACCUGGACAAAGGAUGACAUGGCAACGCUGUGUCCCUCUCAUUCCCUCCAGGUGGUGGAUGGCACAUUGACUGUCGGGGCAGUGACCAGGCAGAUGGCGGGCGCGUACAAAUGCCAUGUAUCCAACACCGAGGGGAGCCUGACUCACGCAACUCAGCUCAAGGUCAAAGGUCCUCCAGCCAUCCUCCUUCCCCCGAAGGACACCACGCUGAACAUGUCCCAGAAGGCAGAGCUGCAGUGCCGGGCAGAGGCUUAUCCCCCGAACAUGACGUACGUGUGGUGGAGGCACGGGGAGAACGUCUACCACAUAGACUCACUGAAGUCCCGUGUGAAGAUUCUGGUGGAUGGCACCCUCCUUAUACCCAACCUUAUCCCUGAGGAUUCUGGGAACUACACCUGUAUGCCCACCAACGGGCUGCUGACUCCGCCCACCGCCUCUGCGUACCUCACUGUGAAGCACCCCGCCCAGGUGGUGCAGAUGGCCCAGGUGACUUAUCUUCCAGCAGGUAUGGGGGGCAGGAUCAUCUGCCCCGUGAGAGCUGAUCCCCCCCUCCUCUCUGUCAGCUGGACCAAAGACGAACGAGUCCUGGACCUGAACAUGUUCCCUGGUUGGAUGCUCAUGGCAGACGGGUCCCUUUUCCUGGCAGCAGCCAAUGAGGAUGCAGUCGGGACGUAUUCCUGCACGCCCUACAACAGCUAUGGGACCUUGGGCCCCUCCCCGCCCACACAGGUGGUCCUCCAGGACCCUCCCGUGUUCAGUGUGCACCCCCAGGAGGAGUAUGAACAGGAAGUGGGCACCAAGCUGGUCAUCCCUUGCCAUGCCCAUGGCGACCCCUCCCCCAGCCUCACCUGGGCCAAGUUGGACCGGGCCGCGCGGUCUCCGUACACGGUGGCGGCUAACGGCUCGCUAGUUGUGGAGCCGCUGAGUAAGGACCACCACGGGGUGUGGGAGUGCGUCGCCACCAACCGCGUGGGCAGGGUCACCGCCAGCACCACAGUUUCAGUGCUGGGCACCAGCCCCCAUGCUGUGUCCUCUGUGAUGGUUUAUCCCGGGACAAACCAGGUGAAUGUGUCCUGGGAGCCAGGCUUUAAUGGGGGAUACACUCAGAAAUUCACUGUCUGGAUGAAGCAGACGUUGGAGCCGAAGUCGAAGUGGGUAUCCUUGUCCACCCCCGUCCCCGCCCCGCCCCUGCUGGUGACGGGGCUGCUCCCGGGCACCCAGUACCAGUUCAGCGUCCUGCCCCACAACAGAGUGGGCACUGGGCCCUUCAGCGUGAUGGUCCGCGUCCAAACACUAGUACCUCUAACAGACCUGCCUCCAACUGUUACUAUGACUCCUGAACUGGCACCGCCAAUAUCACUCUCGGCCAACCAGAGCAUGAUUGGGAUUGUUCUGAAGUGGGUACCUCCCCCACCUCAGGGCCCGCCCCUCACUGGCUUCAUCCUCCAAUCGCGGCAGAAAGGGGAGAUAGAGUGGAACAUUCUGGAAGGGGACAUUGGAGCCAAUGACAGUGAAAUACUGCUGCAAGGACUGCAGAAGGACUGCAGCUAUGAGUUACGGAUGCUGUCUCUGAGGGACGGCGUGAUGAGCAUGCCCAGUCAGCCGCUCAACAUCUCCACUGCUGGAAUAGGGGCGCUCCAUGUCAGGCUUCUGGAGGGCGACCCCGAGCCGCACGUGGCUGGCGUUCUGGCCGGUGUGGGUGUGCUGUGUGCGGUGGUGCUCCUGGUGAUGGUUACUGCGUGUUUCCUGAACCGCAACAAACGCCGCCGCCAACGCCGGAAGAAGAGGGAAGAUAUCUCCAGUGCCCUCCAGAAAUGUCCCUCUGACAACAGGUCCGGCGCUCGACCUGACAGCCCUGACAGCGUUCUGAAGAUGAAGGCCUGCCUGCUCAACACCAUCCUUCCCAAAUCCCAUCCUGACCUCUCCUCCUCAGACGACAGCGGCAGCAGGGAGGAUCAGGACCAGGACAAGCAGCUGCUGUCCCAACUCCGCCCCAAGAGCUCUCUGUGGGGGUGUGCAGAGGGCGAAGGCGCCACCGCCCAACCUACCGCCACCCUGGAGUCCAUCUCCCGAGGGCCAGAUGGCCGGUUCGUCGUCCGGCCCUGUAAGGACGGUCCCGACAUCCCAGAAUUCCCUGGGGGCGGCAGGGGCAGCGGCGGUGGCUUUUCCCACUGGGACUGCCGCCGAUCCUGUUCGCUGUGCUCGGAGCGGGACGACCUAGCCGUGGUGCUCGCGGUGGACCUCCCUGACAUCAGCACAUCGUGCUCUGAUUCUGACUCUUGCACGGACUCCAGCGGCUCCAACCCAGCUGGCACUUUCGCCCAGUGGAGCCGGAGGCACUCCAGCCUCCUGCCCCAGGACAGGGCGUGGGACGUGGUGGACGGUGGUGCGCUGGUGACGCAGAUGGAGCGGGAGAAGGAGUCGGGACACCUGAGCAGGUGUCUGACGCUGGUGCGGGAGAGGGAGGCCCUGGAGAGGGAGCUGGAGCACUGUGAGGCGCGGCUCAGCUCACGGGCGUGGCGCAGGGAGACGGGCGGGACGCCCGGGCCCCAGGAGGGCCGCCGUCAGGGUGACCCCCAGCUCAGGGAAAAAGACUGCCAUCCACCUGAUCCCAGAAGAGUGCACCACUCAGGGGCUGAUGCAGCUAGGCCUAAGGGGUCUGACUCUUCCUGUAGCCCAAUGCGCAACACCCACAUUACCUCCGUCUCCAGCUGUGUCCCAGCCCCCCACCUGGAGUCAGGGGCAGGGCCCUACACCUAUGCCUCCCUCCCCACCAAUCCUGAAACCUGA
This is a messenger RNA of Conger conger (European conger), 3294 nucleotides long. RefSeq names its product protein turtle homolog A-like. Gene Ontology annotation, molecular function: protein binding. NCBI's taxonomy places the organism in Eukaryota, Metazoa, Chordata, Actinopteri, Anguilliformes, Congridae. Bases 1 to 3294 code for a protein of 1097 amino acids. The transcript has 19 exons. Gene Ontology annotation, biological process: cell-cell adhesion. The record is from RefSeq and is a predicted model, not a curated record.